AUGAAUUUACAAACAAUUUGCCUGUCUUUUCUCAUAUGCAACUAUUUUGCUAUUGUGGGUUCAGUAAAUGAUGAAGGUUUAGCUCUUUUGUCAUUUAAACAAUCCAUAGAAAACUACACAAAUGGCUAUCUGAAUAACUGGAACUCUUCAGACAUAAGCCCAUGUUCAUGGAAAGGAGUUCAAUGCAGAGAAGGCAGAGUUGUCGCUCUCACCAUUCCAAACGGGAAACUUGUGGGGUUUCUUCCCACUGCUCUUGGAAACCUCACAGCUCUUCGCCAUGUUAAUCUUCGGAACAACAACUUCUCUGGAAUUUUGCCGGCCGAGUUCUUUGAUGCAAGAGACCUACAAAGCUUGGUUCUUGCAGGAAAUUCCUUAUCUGGGCCUAUUCCUCCUGAGAUAGGUAAGCUCAAGAAACUGCAAACCUUAGAUCUUUCGCACAACUCAUUUAACGGUUCCAUUCCUUCAUCUCUUGUUCAAUGCAAGAGAUUAAACAUGCUUCUCCUUGCUCACAACAAUUUAACUGGUCCGCUUCCUGACGGGUUUGGAACUAGUUUGGUAACCCUUCAGAAAGUCGAUCUUUCCUUCAACAGACUCAGCGGUUCCAUUCCUAGCACCAUGGGAAACUUGUCAAGCUUAAAAGGAACACUCGAUCUGUCGCACAACUUCCUCAGUGGUCAUAUCCCAGCAAGCCUAGGGAGCCUUCCUCAGACAGUAUAUAUUGAUCUCAGUUAUAACAAUCUUAGUGGACCUAUUCCACAAAACGGCGAUCUGUCUAAUAUAGGACCUACAGCUUUCAUUGGCAACUCUUUGCUCUGUGGAGCUCCAUUAAAGAUUCCAUGCGCUGCUGAUUCUCAAUCAUUAUUUCAUUUCCCAUCUCAAAAUUCUGGCGGCGGGUCUGGCAAGAAUGGGAAAGGCAGUGACCCAAGUUUGGGUACUGUGAUCGCAAUUGCUGCCAGUGUCAUUGUGGGAAUAUGCCUUGUUUGGUUGCUGGUCUCCUAUCGGCACAAAAAGAUUUCUGCCCAUAAAGGUGUACAUGUUGGUGGCUGUAGUUUCGAGAAAGCAUUGAUGGUUAGAAAAGAGUUUUUCUGCUUUGCAAAAGAUAAUCCAGAGAGCUUACCAGAAAAUAUUGAGCGUUACAAUUUUGUGCAAUUGGAACAGCAGCCUAAUUUUGAUCUAGACCAACUUCUGAAAGCAUCCGCUUUUCUUCUGGGUAAGAGUGGAAAUGGGAUUGUGUAUAAAGUUGUUCUUGAAGGUGGGCCUAUCUUGGUAGUAAGAAGAUUGGAAGAAGAUGGAGGCUCUCAAAGGUUUAGGGAGUUCCAGGCUGAAGUUGAAGCCAUCGGAAAAGUUAGACAUCCCAAUAUCGUCACUCUUCGAGCUUAUUGCUGGUCUGUCGACGAGAAGCUGAUCAUCUAUGAUUAUAUACCCAAUGGUGACCUUGCCACUGCUGUCCAUGGGAAAGCUGGAACAGUGCCUUUCAAACCACUUUCAUGGCCUUUACGUUUAAGAAUCAUGAAAGGAAUAGCAAAAGGUUUGGCCUAUCUCCAUGAAUUCAGUCACAAAAGGUAUGUCCAUGGAAAUCUAAAGCCUAGCAACAUACUUCUUGGGCAGAACAUGGAACCCCAUAUCUCUGAUUUCGGACUUCGCCACUUGGUUAAUAUAGACAGAGAAUCCCAAACAUUUGACUUGGAACAAAUGACUAAUGGAACACCACAAAGCAAUUCUCCAUGUGAAUUUCUACCGUUAAGUCCUUCAGUAACAGCGGGUUCUUGUUAUCAAGCUCCUGAAGCGUUGAAAGGAAGCAGGCCAUCACAAAAGUGGGAUGUCUACUCAUUUGGAGUGAUUUUACUAGAGAUGAUUUCUGGAAAAUUUCCAAUAAUAAAGAUGGGAUUUCUGGAAGUUAAUCUAGUUCAAUGGAUUCAGCUCAGCAUUGAGGAAAGGAAGCCGCUCUCCUGUGUCUUCGACCCAUUCAUGGCUCAUGACAUCGACAAGGAGGAGGAGAUAGUCGACGUAGUUCAAAUUGCUCUAGCCUGCGUUCAGAAGAGCCCUGAAAGGAGACCUUCCAUGAGGUAUGUUUGUGAGAAUUUGGAAAGAUUGGCUUCAUCCACUUACUGA
Molecule: messenger RNA, 2112 nt
Organism: Alnus glutinosa
Lineage: Eukaryota; Viridiplantae; Streptophyta; Magnoliopsida; Fagales; Betulaceae
Product: receptor protein kinase-like protein ZAR1
Exons: 2
Coding region: 1-2112 (703 amino acids)
Biological process (GO): protein phosphorylation
Molecular function (GO): ATP binding; protein binding; protein kinase activity
Source: RefSeq, a predicted model, not a curated record